AUGGCACCCACGAGCAGUGUAAUUAUCGAUACUGAUCCUAGUAAUAAUCAUGGCUAUCCCCCAUCGGAGACCAGAUUUUUCGCAAGUGCCAAAGACAAUAAUCCCGUUCUUAUUAAUAAUGCUCAACAGGGAGUCGAUGACAUCCUUGCCUUGCUGCUGGCACUGUCAUCUCGAUCAGAUGAGAUCGAGGUCCAGCUGAUAUCUCUGACCUUCGGGAACAUCGAUGUUCGUAGCUGUCUUCGAAAUGUGGCCUCCAUGUUUCAUACCAUCGAGAGGGAGAUGAAAUGGCGUCGUGAGAAUGGGAAACCGGAAGGUUUCGAUGCCCUGAAAGCGUAUAAGCCCACAGUAGCUGUUGGGGCUGACUGUCCGCUUGACGAUGAGUUGAUGAUGGCUGAUUAUUUUCAUGGACGUGAUGGACUGGGUAAUAUUCAUUUCAGCCACCCGCAUUUGACUCCGCAGCAGACAUGGGAAUCACUAUUCUUCUCCUCCACAGAGAAUAAUACGGUUGCAUCUCCUGCAGAAUCUGCACUGGAUCCUUCCCAACACUCUUUAUUCAUCGCUUCAACAAAACCUGCCCACCAGGAAAUCCUGAGGGUCCUUAAAGAGAACGAUCCGGACACGAUCACGAUUGUAGCCGUUGGCCCUCUUACCAACCUUGCCCUGGCCGCAGCAGAGGACCCAGAGACAUUCCUACGAACAAAGGAAGUAGUGGUUAUGGGAGGAACAAUUGACAUGCCCGGAAACGUAACCCCCGUCGCCGAAUUCAACACAUUUGCCGACGCCGCUGCCGCGGCGCGCGUAUUCGCCCUGACGUCCACAUCACCCCAAUCAACCAUGCCACCCAAAAGGCCUACAUCCUCACCACACCUUCCCGACUACCCUGCCCAACUAAGCAAACAACUAACCCUCAAGCUCUUUCCGCUUGAUAUUACCCUCCCCCACGACGUUACCCGCGGCCAAUUCCGCGCCAAAAUCUCACCCAUCAUGGCUGCCGGCUCCCCGCUAGCCGAAUGGCUCUCCAUCAUCCUCGCUCACAGCUUUGCCACUCUCGACGCCAUGUACCCUGGCCACGAUGAGGAUAAUGCUGCCCUGAGUCUACAUGAUCCGCUGUGCAUUUGGUAUGCGCUUACGAGAGAAGCGAUUUCGAUAUCUACGUCUCUUUCCUCGACGGGGCAGCAACAGCAGCGUCGGGAGCCGUGCUGGCAACUAACGGCUAGUUCACCUGAGGAUAUACGUGUUGAGACGAUGGGCCAGUGGACGCGAGGGAUGUGCGUGGUUGAUCGACGAAAUCGAAAGAGAUUUGAUGAUGCUGAUCUUACUACGAUAAGUGAUCAUGGACAUUGGUUGAGGAAUAGUGUUGGGAAUCGAGUGCAGAGGAUGGCAGCGUCGCCGGGCACGAAGGUCUUUUGGGAGUUUUUGUUGGAUAGGAUUUUUAGGUAA
Molecule: messenger RNA, 1440 nt
Organism: Paracoccidioides lutzii Pb01
Product: inosine-uridine preferring nucleoside hydrolase
Exons: 6
Coding region: 1-1440 (479 amino acids)
Biological process (GO): purine nucleoside catabolic process
Cellular component (GO): cytosol
Molecular function (GO): purine nucleosidase activity
Source: RefSeq, a predicted model, not a curated record